Molecule: messenger RNA, 2114 nt
Organism: Daldinia loculata
Lineage: Eukaryota; Fungi; Ascomycota; Sordariomycetes; Xylariales; Hypoxylaceae
Product: signal recognition particle protein
Exons: 2
Coding region: 197-1750 (517 amino acids)
Biological process (GO): SRP-dependent cotranslational protein targeting to membrane, translocation; SRP-dependent cotranslational protein targeting to membrane
Cellular component (GO): signal recognition particle, endoplasmic reticulum targeting; cytosol
Molecular function (GO): GTP binding; endoplasmic reticulum signal sequence receptor activity; 7S RNA binding
Source: RefSeq, a predicted model, not a curated record
GUGGGGGCGGAAGAUAUCGAUUUUCCGAAAAUGAUCCUGUGGGUCUGUCGGUAUCAGCCACUUGUGCAGUUGGUCAAUAGAGUUUAGUGCAUCAAUCAUAUCCUACAGUCGCCUAACCUAACCUUCUAUCACCACUCCUACGCUACCUCCCUACACUACCUCAAGAUCCGCGACGGCUUGAUAGCCGACAUCUAUCAUGGUUCUUCAAGAUCUUGGUCGCCGCAUUAGCGGUGCCUUACACGAUGUUACCCGCGCACCUAACCUCGACGAAAAGGCCUUCAAAUCCAUGCUUAACGAGAUCUCUGGCGCCCUACUCGAAGCCGACGUUAAUGUGCGACUUGUUAGCAAACUAAAAAACUCGAUUAGUACUACAGUCAAUUUCAAGGACCUCCCACCCGGCGUUAAUAAGAAACGAUUAAUCCAAAAAGCCGUCUUCGACGAGUUGGUCAAGCUCGUCGAUCCCCAUGCCGAACCCUUCAAGCCCAAAAAAGGCAAGUCAAAUGUCAUCAUGUUCGUUGGUCUACAGGGUGCCGGAAAGACGACCACAUGUACGAAACUCGCGCGACAUUACCAAGCAAGAGGCUUCCGCGCAUGUUUGGUCUGUGCCGAUACCUUCCGAGCCGGUGCUUUCGACCAACUGAAGCAGAACGCGACCAAGGCGAAGAUCCCAUACUACGGCUCCUUAACCGAGACAGACCCGGCCAAGGUCGCGAGGGAGGGAGUGGAGAAGUUUAAGAAAGAACGAUUCGAGGUUAUCAUCGUGGAUACUUCCGGACGUCACCGACAGGAAUCAGCGCUGUUCCAGGAAAUGGUAGACAUUCAAGAAGCUGUAAAACCCGAUGAGACGAUCAUGGUUCUUGACGCCUCUAUCGGUCAACAAGCUGAAGCGCAGGCAAAGGCUUUCAAAGACGCAGCAGAUUUCGGAGCUAUCAUAAUCACCAAGACGGACGGCCACGCGAGCGGAGGUGGUGCUAUCUCCGCUGUCGCGGCAACGCAUACGCCCAUCGUCUUCAUCGGCACAGGAGAGCACAUGUUAGAUCUGGAAAGAUUUGCCCCGCAGCAGUUUGUGAAUAAGCUACUGGGAAUGGGAGACAUGGCAGGUUUGGUAGAGCACGUUCAAUCUUUGAAGCUCGACCAAAAGGAGACGAUCAAGCACAUAACGGAAGGUAUAUUCACAAUAAGAGAUCUCCGAGACCAGCUCAGCAACAUUAUGAAGAUGGGACCCCUAUCCAAGAUGGCCGGUAUGAUUCCCGGCAUGUCUAAUCUCCCGGGAAUGGCAGGUAUGGAUGAUGAGGAGUCAAGCUCUCGGUUAAAACGCAUGAUCUACAUAUGCGAUAGUAUGACCGAGAAAGAGCUCGACUGCGACGGCAAGAUGUUCAUCGAGCAGCCGACUCGUAUGACGAGGGUGGCUCGCGGUAGCGGCGUCAGCGUCAGAGAAGUCGAGGACCUGCUCACCCAGCAGCGGAUGAUGGCAGGCAUGGCUAAGAAGAUGGGUGGCAGCAUGAAAAAUAUGCAGAGAGCGCAGCAGGCAAUGGGAGGAGGAAACAAGGCACAGCAGAUGGCCGCCAUGCAGAAGCGACUGCAGAGUAUGGGCGGUGCUGGUGGCAUGCCGGACAUGGCAAGCCUCGCGAAGAUGUUUGGCGGCGGCGGCGGCGGAGGCGGAUUGCCCGGCGGUAUGGACAUGCAGAAGAUGAUGGAAAGUAUGGGAAUGGGCGGUAUGAUGGGCGGCGGACGAGGCGGCAGGCGGUAACACGGAUAGGAAUGGAUAAUCCAAUACCAGCGCAUUGUCGGUACGGUGUCGAUUCAUAAUGGGCAUUGCAUGGCGUUUGGCGGUAAAACUAGUGAUAUCAAUACGAAGAUUGGUUUAUUGACGACUUACCUCUGGACGCCUGGAAUCGGUCGGUUGACUUAUAAGACUCCGUCUCUUAGGGACUAUUAUAUUUCACAGGGACCAAAAUUGACGGUGGUGUUGGUGUCCGGCGCAUUACAUUGGGUAGGAACCAUGUACAUCCUGGCGCCGUAUACGUGUAUCUGCACUGGAACCAAAUCAUCGUGACGCCUUCUAACUAUAUCUAUGUCUGUAAUCUUAAAUAACCUUUUCUUGUGCUUGCUAA